CUGUUUUUCUCCCUGCUGCAGCCGAAGUGAACCCAGCCAUUUUCCAGCGUCCCCAUCUGCAAAUUGAAAAGCCGCCAGAUCUGCUCUGCUUCUUCCCCCUCUGCCGCCGGCUGCUACUGGUUUUUCCUGGUAAAAUCAGUCCAGAAACUCCUCUUUUUCAGCCUUGAUUUAAGUUGGGUCACUCAAAUCGUCUUGUUCUUCCAAUUUCUAGUGGUCCCGUGGAAGCCCCCUGCAAUUCUUCCCGUCGGCACCUCUUCAUCCCGCCAGCUCCAGCUUGCUUGUUGAGCAUUUUUGGUCCUUGAUUGCCUUGUGAUCCUAGUGCUGGGAUUAGGCCUCCUGCCCUGAGUAAUUAAGGUAGUGAGCCCCGACGCGUGGGGAGCCCGGGAGAGUGACGAGCUAGGCGGCUAGGCAUUUUUGGACUUAGGUUUUGUAGCUAAGCCGUUAGUCACCCAUGCUUGACAUAGAAAAUUUUGUGUACAGGAUUUAGUAUUAGUCGUGAUUGUAUAUAUAUAAAGUGAUAAUUUUGUACAUUCACUGGUAACUAAUUGGUAAAGUAAAAAGGCUUAAAUUUGAAUUACCUGAAUUGCUAAGUAAGAACUCAAUAGGUCUCGAGCCUUGUGCAUUUGUGGGCCCCGCUCACGAGUGCACGGCGUCUGUUUCGCUCUCGGUUUGGGGCGUGACAAGUAGGCUGGGGUGGACGGGAUGGAUGGGAUGUGGUAGCAAGCGCAGUGGCCAUGGAGAACAAUCUUGCAGAGAGGUUGCUACCAGCUACCGAAGAACAAGAAAACACCACUAAUCUGAGGACGAAGGUCUUGAAUGAAUCAAAGACCAUCUGGAGAAUCGCUUUCCCUGGAAUAAUCGCCAGAGUCACGGCUUUCGGUCUCAUCGUCGUCACUCAGUCCUUCCUGGGCCAUGUCAGUGAUAUCCAACUCGCUACCUUCGCCUUAGUCCAAAGCAUUUUCCUACGCUUCAUCAGUGGAAUCCUCAUCGGCAUGUCAAGUGCGACCGAAACAUUAUGCGGCCAAGCGUACGGCGCUGGACACUACCACAUGAUGGGAAUUUACUUGCAGAGGUCUUGGAUUGUUGACGGUGUAGUGGCGACACUGGCAGUUCCGUUCUUCGUAUUUGCCAGACAAAUCUUGAGACUUCUGGGUGAGGAGGAAGAGAUAGCAGUGGCGGCAGGGCCAAUCUCGCUCUGGUUCAUACCCUUCCUCUACAACUUUGUCUUCGCACUGACAAUCCAAAUGUACUUGCAAGCGCAGAUGAAGAACAUGAUCAUUGGCUGGUUCUGCGCUGCUUCCCUCCUGCUUCAUCUGUUGCUCUCAUGGAUUUUUGUUUACAAGCUUGACUGGGGAGUCAACGGAGCAAUGGCCGCCUUGAAUAUCUCUGGUUGGUCAACGGUCAUCGGUGAGUUCGUGUACAUAUUUGGAGGGUGGUGUCGGAAUACAUGGAAAGGGUUCAGUAAAGCUGCCUUCCAAGACAUUGUCCCUGUGAUCAAGCUCUCCUUGUCCUCUGGUAUCAUGUUGUGCUUGGAACUGUGGUACAACUCUAUUUUGGUGUUGCUGGCUGGAUAUAUGAAGAAUGCAACCGUUGCCAUCUCUGCUUUAUCCAUCUGCCUCAAUAUCAAUACAUGGGAAUUCAUGAUUUGCCUUGGCUUCUUUGCUGCUGCAUGCGUAAGGGUAGCAAAUGAGCUGGGGAAGGGAAAUGCUGAGGCUGUGAAAUUCUCUAUAAAAACCAUUUUGAGUACUACGACUUUUAUUGGACUGUUCUUCUUUGUUCUGUGUUUGGUAUUCGGACGCAAAAUUUCCUACCUGUUUUCAAGUAGUGAGGAAGUUGCAGAAUCUGUGUCCAGCCUUUCAAAUCUCCUUGCGAUCAACAUAUUGUUGAAUAGCAUUCAGUCAGUCCUCUCAGGAGUGGCAAUAGGCGCUGGAAUGCAAACAGCAGUUGCUGUAGUGAACUUAGGGUGCUAUUAUGUGAUAGGGAUACCUCUAGGAGUUGUACUGGGAUAUGUGGUCAAUCUUCAAAUUAAGGGUCUGUGGAUUGGAAUGCUUACGGGAGUGGCAAUGCAAACCGUUGUUCUUUCUUUAAUUGUAUGGAAAACCAAUUGGGACAACCAGGUAAAUAAGGCAUCAGAACGUCUAAAUAAGUGGUUUUUAAAACCAGAAGAAGAAACCAAUGACGUCCCAUCUCAUGCAUAAGGAGAAGCAUGAGCGUAUUUUAAUAUGCUUUUAAUUUCUAUUUUAGAAUAUCCAUUCAAUUUUUAGAGAAAUUUAGUAGAAUUUUGAGCUUAAGACUAAAAUGUCUUAAUUGAUUUGAAAUAAAUUUUAAGGUCUAAUCUUCUUAAUUGAAUAAUGAAUUUAUGUAGUCUGU
Rubroshorea leprosula is the source of this 2370-nucleotide messenger RNA. The record is from the annotation of a GenBank genome assembly. Lineage: Eukaryota; Viridiplantae; Streptophyta; Magnoliopsida; Malvales; Dipterocarpaceae.